AUGAGAUCACGAUGCCCUUUCUGCAUAAGGAGCUACGCAAGUCCUGGUAGUUUCGAUCGACAUCUUUCAAGAGUCCACGCAGAGAAGGCAGUUGAAUGGUACAACAGUCAGCUUACACGCCGUGCUGAGGAUUCGGUGAGCCUUGUAGAAGGCCCGGGAGGACUAUACGGAAAUGAAUUGUUGAAUGUUGGGACCUUUUCCUUGGGUCCCACGAGCGUAGACCAAAGCGAGUCUGAUAAUGAAUCAAACGAUGACACAGACUCGUUGACAGAACGAGACAGCAUGUUCAGACCAGCAACUACCGUGUAUGAGGGUGCAGGAGAGCAACUUUUCCCCUCCACAGGAUAUUCCGAGAGCUCAGAGAGCCUUCUGUCCAACCCGUGGCAACCUUUCAAAUCAGCAAAGGAGUUUGAAUUAUCACGUUGGUUCCUGCGAUCCCACGUAUCGCAGGGUCAAAUAGACGAUUUUUUUCGAGCGGCAGGCGCAGGGAAAGGCUCCUACCACAAUGGAAAAGGCUUUACACGCCAUCUUGAUGAGAUGGUUUCUAGGGACGGUUUAGGAAGAGAAAGUUGGAUGCACUCAGAGGUCGAGUUGGUGGGCGAGAAGAUUGCAUACUAUUACCGGGACCCUAUGAGUGUGGUGCGAUUCCUUCUGGGGCAACGUGCAUUCAGGGAAUCUUUGGUGUAUGCCCCAACGAUGGAGUACAAUGAGCUAGGCGAGCGAAUGUACGGUGAAAUGCAUAUGGCAGACUAG
Molecule: messenger RNA, 753 nt
Organism: Morchella importuna
Lineage: Eukaryota; Fungi; Ascomycota; Pezizomycetes; Pezizales; Morchellaceae
Exons: 1
Coding region: 1-753 (250 amino acids)
Source: RefSeq, a predicted model, not a curated record